Messenger RNA from Manihot esculenta (cassava), 2146 nucleotides. RefSeq names its product protein NRT1/ PTR FAMILY 7.2. NCBI's taxonomy places the organism in Eukaryota, Viridiplantae, Streptophyta, Magnoliopsida, Malpighiales, Euphorbiaceae. Gene Ontology annotation, biological process: transmembrane transport. Gene Ontology annotation, cellular component: membrane. The coding region runs from base 153 to 1979 and encodes 608 amino acids. Gene Ontology annotation, molecular function: transmembrane transporter activity. The transcript is spliced from 5 exons. The record is from RefSeq and is a predicted model, not a curated record.
UUGCAGUUGCACCUCCUCACUGCCAACACACUCAUCUUUCAUUACAAGUUCCUCCACUUCUCUUCUUCCUUUAAACCUGGCCCUUCAUAUCUUGCUCCUUUAAUUUUCUUUGCAUUUCAGAUCAAUAUUUGCUCUUCAGUGACACUGCAUCAAUGGCUUGUCUUCAUAUUUUCAAAGAGGACAAGGUAGACGGGAAGAUGAAAAAGAAAGAGGCAGUUUACACCCAAGAUGGAAGCGUGGAUGGACAUGGUCAUCCAGCAAUCCGGGAUAGAACGGGAACAUGGUUCGCCGGAAUUCUAAUACUAGUGAAUCAAGGGCUAGCCACGUUGGCAUUCUUUGGAGUGGGAGUGAACUUAGUUCUGUUUCUGACAAGAGUGUUGGGCCAAGACAAUGCAGCUGCAGCAAACAAUGUGAGCAAAUGGACUGGAACUGUUUAUAUCUUCUCUCUCCUGGGAGCCUUCCUCAGUGACUCCUACUGGGGCAGGUACAAGACCUGUGCCAUCUUCCAGGCCAUCUUUGUCGUCGGUCUGGUCUCCUUGUCUCUGUCAUCUUACAUAUUCUUACUCAAGCCCAGAGGGUGUGGCAAUGAUCAAUUUCCAUGUGAAUCCCACUCAAGUUUCCAGAUUGCUCUGUUCUAUCUCUCCAUCUACCUUGUUGCGCUAGGAAAUGGAGGGUACCAGCCCAAUAUAGCUACAUUGGGGGCUGAUCAGUUUGAUGAAGAACACCCUGAAGAAGGGCACUCGAAGAUUGCCUUCUUCAGCUACUUUUAUUUGGCUUUGAAUCUUGGGUCUCUUUUUUCAAACACUAUAUUGGGCUAUUUUGAGGACCAUGGGAUGUGGGCACUGGGAUUUUGGGCGUCUACAGGCUCUGCUGUUUUGGCUUUGGUCUUGUUUCUCAUUGGGACUCCCAGGUAUAGGCACUUCAAACCUCAAGGCAAUCCUCUCUCUCGGUUUUGUCAAGUGGUGGUUGCUGCAACUAGAAAGUGGAAAUUUGAGAUGGUUCAAAAUCCCGAGGAUAUGUUUGAAGUAGAUGAAAAGAAGUGUUCCAACGAUGGCGACAGAAAGAUAAUCCACACCGAUGGCUUCAGAUUCUUGGACAGAGCAGCCCUUGUCACACCCAACGAUUUCUCUGAUAAGGAGAAUUACAUUCUUAAUCCAUGGCGUCUUUGCACAGUUACACAAGUGGAAGAAGUCAAGUGCAUAUUGAGACUCCUCCCAAUCUGGCUAUGCACAAUUCUAUACUCAGUAGUAUUCACUCAAAUGGCAUCCCUCUUCGUUGAACAAGGCGCCGCUAUGAAAACUACCAUCUCAGGCUUCCACAUUCCUCCAGCAAGCAUGUCCAGUUUUGACAUAAUCAGCGUCGCAGUAUUCAUAUUCAUCUACAGGAGAGUUCUGGACCCCCUUUUUGCCAGGCUAAGAAAAGAUCCAAGAGGCCUCACCGAGCUUCAGAGAAUGGGAAUCGGCCUAGUUAUCGCAAUAAUAGCAAUGAUCUCUGCAGGGGUGGUAGAGUUAUUCAGAUUAAAGCAUGCACAAAAAGGAAAAACUUGUACAAGCUGCAAGAGCGCGAGUUCUUUAAGCAUUUUCUGGCAAAUUCCACAGUAUGUACUGAUAGGAGCAUCAGAGGUAUUCAUGUACGUAGGACAAUUAGAAUUUUUCAACGGACAAGCACCAGAUGGAUUGAAAAGCUUCGGCAGUGCACUUUGCAUGACAUCCAUAUCUCUGGGGAACUACGUGAGCAGCUUGCUGGUCACAGUCGUGAUGAAAAUUUCUGCGACAGAUGACAUGCCAGGAUGGAUUCCAGGAAACCUGAACAAAGGUCACCUAGACAGAUUUUACUUUCUUCUGGCAGCUUUGACGAGCGCAGAUUUCAUAGUAUAUAUUAUAUGCGCAAAAUGGUACAGGUAUAUCAAGUUUGAGGGCAAGUGUGAUGCCAUUGCUGAUAACAACGUCGACGAUCAAGAAGCCGACCAUAGAGUUUGAUUGCUGAUUAGUAGUGCUUAAUUUCAUUUUUCAUUUAUAUAGCAUGCAUCGUAGCAAUGAAACUGGAGGACUUGAUUUUCACUUGUCUCCAAGUUGAGCAUGAGGGUUUCCAAAAUGUUCAUUUGUAUCUUAGCAAUGAAACUUAGAGGACUUGAUUUGAAUUUUAA